UUAAGAAAAAAAUUGUAGGCGUAUAACAGGAACAAAUUAUGCUAAUUCAAUACUCAUUUCACGAACGUACGUCAGGGUUAUGCGCGGGCGAAGUUGUGUUAAAGUUUCUGGAAAGUGGGCUUUUCAUUUUAAACCUUCAUCACCUGAGUCGAUCGCUGUGUCAUUUCGUCAAUUCUCUGUAUUUGCUCAUCGUGCACGGAUCUUAUAAAGGAUCUAUAUAUCGAUCAUCGAAUUUUAAUUUAAUAUUUUCAUUAUGUUAUAUUAUAUUUAAUUCUAGAAUAAUUAGAAUUACUGUAUAUUUUGUAUAAAUUAUUAAAGAAUUUAUUAAGAAUAAAUUAAAAAAAUGGAAUAUUUUCGAAUUCUAAUACUAAUAGUGUUCGCUAUAAUGGUCAACGGCAGACAAUACUUGCAAUCAAGGAUAAUCUCAUCUGCUGGUUGUGAUAAUUACACUUGUGGAAUCAACGCGAAAUGUACAAUAAGUCGUGGGCGUCCCGUAUGUUCCUGUCUUAAUCUUCAUAUGGGCGAUCCUCUUUCACAAUGUAUACGUGUUGAAUGUUUAAUUAAUGAAGACUGUGAUGGGAUUAAAACUUGCAUAAAUAAUAAAUGUGUUGAUCCAUGCCCUGGUUUAUGUGGUAUAAAUGCAUCAUGUGAGACUAAAAAUCAUAUACCUCGAUGUUAUUGCCCACCAGGAUAUACAGGCAAUCCUUCUAGCAAUUGUCAUAUUGCUGAUCCCCAAGCAGCAUGUAAACCUAGUCCAUGCGGAGAAAAUACAAAGUGUGAGGUAAUUAAUGAAAUACCAGUUUGUACUUGCCUUCCUGGUUAUAAAGGAUCACCUUUAUCUAGAUGUCGUCAUGAAUGUGAAAAUGACGAUGAAUGUCCUAAUCAUCUAGCAUGUUCAUCCUUAUUUAAAUGUGAAAGUCCAUGUAAAUGCGGUAAAAAUGCUAAUUGCGAUGUUACCAAUCAUCUUGCCAAAUGCACAUGUCCGCAUAAUUGGUUAGGAAAUCCAUAUCUUUCAUGCCAUCCAGAAUGUACUACUCAUUCUGACUGUCCAAGUAGCAAACCUGCUUGUCUCUAUCAAAAGUGUGUAAAUCCUUGUGACGGAGUAUGUGGAGUAAAUGCUGAUUGUAAUUUACGUGAUAUUACCCCUGUAUGCAGUUGUCCAAAACACAUGACAGGGAAUCCUUUUGUGUAUUGCAGAAAUUUUGAACCAAGAGAUCUUUGCGAACCAAAUCCUUGUGGUGUAGAUGCUGUUUGUACUCCUGGUCAUGAUAAUACAGGUAAAGAAAGGCCAGUUUGUACAUGUCCUACUGGUUACAUUGGUAAUGCUCUAAAAGUAUGUCAAAGAGGAGAAUGCCUUAGCGAUAAUGAAUGUCCCGAUAAUCGAGCCUGCAUAGAUUUCACUUGUCAAAAUCCAUGUACUGGUUAUGAGUGUGGACCAAAUGCCAUUUGCACGCCAAGGCGUCAUAUUGCUGUUUGUACUUGUCCUGAUGGAACACGGGGUGAUGCACUUUUUAAUUGCAAUCCAAUUGAUAGUAGAUCUGCAUAUUAUGCAAAGUCUAAUCGGUAUAGCUCCUAUUGAAUCGAACGGGAUUUUUAUGUGAAUAUUAAUGUGCAAAAAAAAAAGAAUAGAAAAAAAUGCAGAAUAAUGAUGUAAAACUAAAAGUAUAUUUUCAUUCAUAAUUUCGAUGCUU
Messenger RNA from Vespa mandarinia (Asian giant hornet), 1691 nucleotides. RefSeq lists its product as uncharacterized. Lineage: Eukaryota; Metazoa; Arthropoda; Insecta; Hymenoptera; Vespidae. The record is from RefSeq and is a predicted model, not a curated record.